CUCGACGUUUGUGCUUAUUUCUUCCUCUACAGCCACUAUUUACGGACGAUUCAUGUCCUUCGUAUUCUGUCAAAGGCUGCUGUCGUCGUUCCGGUCCAGUCCCUCCCCGUCCGUUGCUCGCAACAGCCUGCGUUUCGCCCAUUACAAGCCUUUUCGCAAUGCGCUAUUCCCCGCAACCAUGAUGCAGAACCAGAAUUCCCAAGCAAAACCAGACGCAGAUGCGAAGAAGCACAAGAAGGUUAAGAAGGAGCGGGCAAAUAAAGGCAGUGGAUUUGAUGAGGUCCUUCAAAUCGAUAUCGACCAACUGCUCAAGAAGAGCAGGCUAGAGAAAGGCAUCUAUGACGAAGAGGCAGACGCUGCCACACCUGCGCCUACAUUACCGGAGCUUUUCACGGAAAUUAAACUGAAAGUCUCACAGCUAUCAUCUACUGGAGAUGGACUUGCAUUGUCAGAGAAUGCGGAUCAUGUUUAUGUCGUGCCAUUCUCCGUUCCGGGGGAUGAAGUGCUUGCCAAAGUCGCCAAACAUUUCCCGUCCUUGUCCUACAGCUUAACGGAUUUUCUGAAGGUCAUUGAACCAGGGCCGCUGAGAAAUGAUUCACUCGUUGGAUGUAGAUACUUUGCGAAGUGCUCCGGGUGUCAAUUGCAGAUGAUGCGUUACGAAGAUCAGCUUGCGCAUAAAAAAAGAAUCGUUGAAAAGGCAUAUGCCAACUUCUCCGGAUUGAUUCCGGAAGUGAUCCCUACUAUCGACGAAACGUUUCCAUCACCUUUGCAGUAUGGAUACCGGACGAAGCUUACUCCCCAUUUCUCGAUACCUGGGACAGGUGGCAGAGGGAAGAAGAAAGGGCCUAGGGAACCGCCUAAGGAAGUACCACCGAUUGGAUACACAGUGAAGAAUAGGCGCAUGGACAUGGAUAUUGAAGACUGUCCGUUAGGGACAGAUAUUGUUCGACGAGGUCUCAAAUCAGAGAGAAAGAGGGUCGCGGACAAUCUUAACAAGUUUCCCAAGGGAGCCACGCUUCUUCUCCGAGAAUCAACAACACGGAUCCCCAAAGAAGACAGCGGCCCUGAUCAACAGACCAAUGAGAAACAGUCCGAGGCCACUGUCCCUGCUUCAUCUCCCUCUUCCCCAGCAAAAGAUUCCGGUGAUGUGAUCCGCAUCGAACAUGACUCUUACAUCGAGGAAAAACGCUGCGUCACCGACAACAACGCCAUCUCAGUCGAAUACGUCGACGACUACGUCUUCACCAACAAAGCCGGUGCAUUUUUCCAGAACAAUAACUCCAUCCUCUCUGGCUUCACAGAAUACAUCCGUCAACAAGCCAUACCCAAGAACAACGACAAGGACCCCAAACCCAUCAAAUACCUUCUAGACGCCUACUCAGGCUCGGGUCUGUUUACAAUUACUCUAUCCCCACUUUUCAAAUCCAGCCUUGGCGUCGAUGUCUCGGGAGACUCCAUCGUCUCAGCACGCGAUAAUGCCCGUGCCAAUAACCUCCCGAACACAGGCUUCGCAGCCGCCGACGCCGCAACCCUCUUCAAAGACGUCCCGUACCCUCCUGACCAGACUCUGCUCGUGAUCGACCCGCCCCGGAAAGGCUGCAGUGAGGAUUUCUUGAAACAGCUUCUAUCCUUCGGGCCCCGUCGCAUUAUCUAUGUGAGUUGCAACGUGCACACGCAGGCUCGGGAUGUCGCUGUUAUGGUCCAGGGUGAUUCUAAGGGGAAAGUUUGUUAUGGCAUUGAGAGUAUCAGGGGCUUUGACUUUUUCCCACAGACAGGGCACGUUGAGGGGGUUGCUAUUUUGAAUAAGCUCUGACAAUUAUUUCUGAAAAAGGUAGUUCAGACAAUUUGUGGUUGGCGUUGAGGAACUCGUGUACAGUUUAUUUAGAUGAAAGGGGGCUUCAUCCUGGUAUAUAUUUUUGUACACAUGUGUAAUGCUAGUCCGUUGGCUUUUGGACGAUUGCUUAGGAAUAACAAUUGCAUUUCCUUUUAC
Molecule: messenger RNA, 1990 nt
Organism: Monascus purpureus
Lineage: Eukaryota; Fungi; Ascomycota; Eurotiomycetes; Eurotiales; Aspergillaceae
Source: the annotation of a GenBank genome assembly